Messenger RNA from Paramuricea clavata, 5233 nucleotides. NCBI's taxonomy places the organism in Eukaryota, Metazoa, Cnidaria, Anthozoa, Malacalcyonacea, Plexauridae. The record is from the annotation of a GenBank genome assembly.
AAAACUAUGUAAAUGACAACCUCGUUCCCAGGGUAUUUGCUCUUGGGAACAUACAUAAUUUUACAUAAUUUUUCGUUUGCUUGACAAGAAAAUGUUUAUUCAACAUUAUAAAUAAUUAUACAGCAAGCGCUAAUUUCGCGUCUCAUGCGAUCUCUAAAUUAAGGUCCAAAUCGAUAGUCAUAUCGAACCUUUCGAAUCGAUCUCAACUAAUUUCGUAUUUCAAAUAAUAAUAGACACAAAGACUACAGUCAAGGAAACAAGGAUUCCUGGUUACAGGUACUACCAGCUGGUAUAAAUACGGUAAAUUAUGUAUUAAAUAAAUACUCUGUGUUGUUGUGAUGAGGUUACUACAAUGAUGAAUACGCUGAAGAAAGAAUUCUCGGUACAGAAAUUAUCGUUAAACUUGAACCAUGGCGAUAGCAUUUAUGAAUCUUGGGUAGGUAGUAUUAAUACAUUUGUACUCAUAUAUAGUCACAAUUCAAGACAGUAUAAACCGUGUAGUUGUACUUGUACGAAGAUUUUAGCUUUGUCUUUGCACGAGAGAUUUAUUAUUCUUCAGUUCAAUAUGGGCCUGUAGAAAAUCGCGGUAUUCGAGUCCUAGAUUUAAACGACACCUCACAAAACUCGUAAAACAGAUAGCAGUCGGAAUAUUUGACCGAGUCUAUUUAGUACGAUAUCGUGACUGAAUCAACAAAGGAACCAAAAUAUCUGUACAUGUCGCACACUCGUUGAGUUCUGGUGCAGUGAUACCGACACGUACGUCAUGCAUGCAUGCGGUUCAUGAUGCCAUACUGUAUAUACCUCAAUGAUAAUGAUAUACCUCUAACUUGCCCGAAAUAUCAAAUUAAAUAGCUGUGUAGUUAUAUCUAGUACCGAGUCAGUGCCUAUGCGGAAUUACUACGCUAGCUUUCAGGACACUGUGGAGAAAUCUUAAUUCAUUAACUGAUCAAACAGCCAAACCAGGCAUAUGGCUUUGAUCAGUAACAGAGGCAAUUAUGGAAACUAGAUUGAGUGUUGCCAAGCAAAAGAAUGUCAGGAAUUUCCUCCUUUCCGACAGAAAAGAUGCCUUUAAUCUUUUUAAUUUAUGAAGGGUCGUACGUAACAGUUAGAGUAAAACAAAUGCUAAUAAUCUUAUCAAUCGCAUUUAUAAGAUUAUUUUUUAUUUAAAUAGACAAAAAUAACUUAUGUAUUUUCUCUAAAGAGUAAAGAGCUGAUUACAUGGAGAGUUUUCAAGGCCCCCUUGGAAAAAUUCUGACCAGUACAAGCAUGUGCAUUAUAUUUUCAUUUCUUGUAAUGGAAAUUUAUAUCUUCCUAUGUUUUAAAUGCUUCUGCCUUCUGGUUCGUUUGUGAUUAUAAUAUAGCAUUUGUAAAUUCUGAACGCUGAUUGGCUGACAUUUAACAAUUAUUCGCCAAAUUAUCGGGGAAUAUUCGCCGAGACGAAGUCGAGGUGAAUAUUCCCCGAUAAUCACCGAGCCUGAGGCGAAUAAUUGUUUUAGUAUUUUUGCACAAGCUUUUGUGUUUUUUAAGACUGAAUUUAUUUUAAUUUCGCUUAUUUCUUUGUCAGUAAACUUCCACAAAACGGGUAGCCGCCAUUUUGAAAAUUUCUGUUUUGUUAUUGUCACCAGUUGUAGGUGAAUCUAACAGCUUAUUACGUCAAAUUUGACCAAUCAACGUGUAAGAUUUGUUAUGUUCACUUGUGCAAAAAUACUAAAACUCAAUGUCAACACGGAAAAUUACUUUCUUUAUAGUUCUUUGUGCUGUGUUAUUAAAAAAUAGGUAUGCAUUGCGUACAUGUGGUUAGCCAAAAGAAUUGGCAAUUGUUACAGCGUCAUAUAGCUGAUUUCGUUCAAAAUAAGUAAAUUAAGGUGGCUCCAUACACUUUUCAUCAUUGGGGGACUGGUACAUAAUCUUGAGUUUUCGCGUGAAAAUGUUAAAAAUAAUAAAAUAGAUGCAAUUUAAUGCAAAAAUAAAUACAACUUUUUCAGUCUAUAAUCCGAACCACAAAUCAUGUUUAUUUUGAUGUUUUGAGUCUUUCCUUGUUCUCAUUUGUUCUCAAAGAACAAACUUCGUCCUGAUUUAGCUCUGAACAUUGAAUAAGUAGUCUUUUUAGAAGACAUUUUAAGGUAAAAAAUGCAAUGUUCAACGUUCAAACUCUUGUGAAAACCGGCGAUCGGCUCGACCGGCGAAACGUUUUUUACUCCAAUAUUUGGCGAUUUAUAAGUUCAUAUCCAGAGAUUUUUUGUACUUACAACUGGUAAAUGUAUUCAAAGUGUUACUAACAGCAAAGGAAUUCAGUGAAACAGCAUCAUGCGCCGGCUCAAACUGUUUUAACUUGUCAACAACAUGAAAACACACAAGUUACGACUGAAAACGAAUAUAAAACUAUGUAGAAAAGCCAAAAAGUUCAUACAUGUCACACAUAUCUUAUACCAAACGACCGACAAUCACCUGUUUUCUUCGGGCGCGUUAUCCCGAUUUAGCAUGCAAAACUAAAUAUAUUUGUAUUUCUAAGCAAGAAAACACAAUAUAUAUUUGAUAUUUCGACGAGACUAAAAAGUAAAAACUUUUUUGUGCGUGUUUUUCUGGAGAUGCGCCUGCGAAAACAUGUACGCGCAUGUCAAUUCAUUGAUCUUGCAGAAUGUGAAAAACUUUGGCCGCGCGGAAUAAAACCGUGAUUAUUUCCAAAACGAGUUCGGUAAGGUACCCUGAAAAUUUGUACAUGAGUAGAUAUCUACAUACUUCAAGAUUUCAUGAUGGAAAAAUAAAAAAAAAAUUGUCGACAGAAACUGUCAAAAAAGUCGAAAUUUAAUUCUAAAGAAUUGAGUCGACAGAUUUUUUUAACCCAGAAAUGUUUCUCGACACUAAGGUAACAGUUGAUUUAUUAAAAAAAAAUUGGGGUCACCGAACUCAUUUUGGAAAAAAAAACUCGAAAAACUGCGAUAUUUUCGGCUAUUUAGUGUUACCAUUAUUCGUUAUAGUUGUCAUGGAAACGCGAUUUUUAUCAGAAUUCUUCUUGUUUGCGACACGUCUUACUAUGUGUUACAAAUAUAAGUAAAACUUAACCCUGUAAAAGCAUUUAAACAGAAAAUAUUCAACUUUUGCUCCUUUGGCUAAAAAGUGUAUUGAGCCACCUUAAUUGCUCGUUUGCAAUCGAACUCAUCUUGGUUGAUUUUUCAACGAUUGAACCAUAAAAUUUUUAUUCUUCAUUCUUUGUCGUAUGAAGCCAGAUACAGUAUAACAUAGCCAUAAUACAUGCAGCGACUUUUUUAAAAACAAACCAGAAAAUAUUAAAUUAACUCUACUACUUCCUCGUGAACGGCUAAAAUAAAAUUUUAAAACUCUUUCUCGCUCAGUCCCAAGCAUCGUAGGUCGCUAGAAGCUGCCAACCUUUGGAUGUUCAUAUCUUGAGUUGAGCUUGAAAAAUAUGCCCGGCCACCAACACAGAAAACAAUUAGAUAUUCUGAAAUACCGAAUAAAAGAUGCAAAUCUGUAGAUAUAAACUUGAAAAUAACACUCUGAAUAGUGUUUUGGAUUGUGAUUCGAACAAGACUAUUACGAAAAUAUGUUGAAAGGGGCCGAAGUUCUGUUCGGCGUAAGGUUAUGAGGCUAUGCACUUAUGCCUUAGUAAUACAUUGACAUUGUUUACAUUGUUCGGGAAAAUUGUGUGAAAUAUAGUAUCGCUUGACUUCUAAAGAUCGUAAAUCAUGUUCAUGUUGACAUUUUACUAAAACCAUCCAUAGGAAUUGUUUCACUGAAUUGAACGGUGGUAUAUUCAUCCACAUAGCAUACACUGAAGCAAAGAUAUGAACCUGCAAAGUAAGAUUGGCAACCUCGUUCCCAGGGCCUUUUUUUCUUUCUGUUCCCUGGGAACGAGGUUGUAAGAUUGGUUUAAAUUUAAUUAUGCGCAAACGAAAGAGUAUGCCUAAUGCCUUUAACUACAAAAUUUCAUAAACCAACGGCUCUUUCGUAUGCCUUUAACUACCAAAUUCCAUAAACGGCUCUUUCGUAUGCAAUUGUUGUCAAUAAGUGCUGCGCUUACUCGGCAGGCGGUACUUAAACGAGUAAAUAAUGGUCGCCAAUAUAAUCUCAUUACAGGUGUUACCACCAUGGGCUUUACUUCUCCUUCGACUUUGUAUAUCCACAUUUUGUGUAACCAUUAUGAUUGUUAGUAUUGCUCGAGGAGCGGAUUCAAGAUGGCUGAUUUACCUCACAAAUUGGAGCUAUUUCCUGCUUACUAUGUCAAUGAUCGGACUAACGCUAAUUAGCAUAUUCCACGUUUUGAAGAACAAAAAGGACUCGGAAAAUAAUUGGCGAAGGGAAGAGUACUUAAUGAAGAACACCAAAACUGUAUCAGAUACUCAAAUCACAGUUACUGAAAUUCCAGAUACGGAAUUGCCAAUGCCUUUGGAUGAUGGUGGGUGUAUUGUUACACCAUCUUUAGUCUGGUACGAGAAGACCGUGUGGUUUCUGUGGGUUAUUUCAGCCAACGCAGGUUUGGUUGUCACCGUUGAGUACUGGUUACUAGUAUUCAGACCUCCAACAAGCUUUAUGGAUAUAUCUGUUCACGCAUUAAAUUCAUUUUUUAUUCUGACCGAGUUAUUCACUGGAAAACUACCUGUCCGUAUUUUACACUGGGUUUACGUGAUGAUAUUUUCUAUAAUUUAUGCUGUGUUUACUAUAAUUUACUGGGCAGUUGGCGGAGUGAAUGGUAGAGGAGACCCCUUUAUUUACCACAUAUUAGACUACGAAAAUGGCAAGCCUGGUUCAAUAGCGGCUGUGUUGAUUUGUUCUGUUUUUAUUGUUGCGCCUUUGGUACAGUUUAUUUUAUACGGAUUACACCGAAUUAGACUUCGGAUGGACAAGAAGAAAAAUACCAACAAUAACAAUAUCAAUAAUGUAGUUAUUUGAUAAAUAUUUAUUAUUUUGUUGUAGAAACAUAUGUUAGUAUAAUGAAAAACGUAAAAUUAAAAUGAUUCGCCUGAAAGGUGCGUGAAUUCAGUUCAUCUUCCCAAAUUGAAAAAUAGGUACAUAAGCGUACAUGUAUCUGCGCUCACUCAAAUGCUGUAUUUCUUCGUGUUGUUGUAUUUGUUGACUGUACUUUUUCAUUAUACUUGUUAUCACCAUUGUUAUUCUUGUUCACGUACGAAUUGUAGUUGUGAUUGUUGUUGAUGGACUUGUUCAAUAAUCUAGCUUAGUAUAUCUCAAGAUAGUAUUACAGUUAUAAAUGCAUGUU